AUGGAUCUCUGGCAAGUGCCUCGCAUGAUGAAUCGUAUGAUGAGCGAAUACAUGCACGAUUUUGAUCGCAUGAUGUACCCGUACUGGAGAGAGGCUGAUCAUUCUGUGCUUCAUGUGGCUAAUGAGACCCAACAGCUGGUCGAUGAUGACAAGAAGUUUGCGGUGUCGCUAGAUGUCUCUCAAUUUCGUCCUGAGGAGCUGAAUGUGCACCUUGAUGGCAGAGAACUUACCGUGGAGGGGAAGCAGGAGCACAAGGGCGAUAACAGCUUUAUCCACAGAUCAUUUGUGCGCAAGUGGACGCUACCGGAAAAUGUGAAUUUGGAAGCGGUUCGUACUGAACUCAGCGACAAAGGCCACCUUUGUGUGGAAGCACCAAAGACGGGUGCGGAAAUCUCGAGCAGAAGAAAUAUUCCGAUCAUGGCCGCGCCAUCAAAUAAGUAG
Messenger RNA from Cylicostephanus goldi, 441 nucleotides. The record is from the annotation of a GenBank genome assembly. Lineage: Eukaryota; Metazoa; Nematoda; Chromadorea; Rhabditida; Strongylidae.